Messenger RNA from Diospyros lotus (date-plum), 1133 nucleotides. Its product is annotated as protein LSD1-like. The record is from RefSeq and is a predicted model, not a curated record. The transcript is spliced from 7 exons. NCBI's taxonomy places the organism in Eukaryota, Viridiplantae, Streptophyta, Magnoliopsida, Ericales, Ebenaceae. Bases 315 to 818 code for a protein of 167 amino acids.
CAAGCUGUCAGAAUGUCAACAAUCUUACAUCAAGGGGAAAACUCACCGAUUUAUAUAAUUCUUAUUGUGGUUGAAUCUUCUCUCCUCUCCGCGUUUUCAAUCUCUUCCCGAACAAGACGAUGCAUUUCCAUACAUAAAUCUGAAACCCAUAUAUGCAGAUCAAUCUCCGCGCGCACAUAUAAUCCAGAUCGACCAUCGUUCCCAAUUCUCCGAAUUCAGGGUCUAGGGCUUUUUACAAGUCUUCAUCGGAUUGGUCGCGGUCCUUUUCAGGCUCGGACGUUCAUUAGAAUUUUUGAGGAGUCACAAUCACUGAUAUGCAGAACCAACUAGUGUGCAGUGGGUGUAGGAACAUUCUUCUUUAUCCUAGAAGUGCUACAAGUGUCUGCUGUGCAUUGUGUAAUGCAAUAACUCCAGUCCCCCCUCCUGGAAUGGAAAUGGCGCAGCUUAUAUGUGGAGGUUGUCGUACAUUGCUUAUGUAUACGCGUGGGGCUACAAGUGUGAGAUGCUCCUGUUGCCAAACAGUGAACCUUGCUCCAGAUCAGUUCGGUCGUGUCAAUUGUGGGAAUUGUCAUACUAUGCUGAUGUACCCAUAUGGAGCUCCAUCAGUCAAAUGUGCAAUUUGUCACUACAUUACACCUGUUAAUACGAGGGUUCCCAUCCCUGUGCACAGGCCAAAUGGGGCGACCGUGCCCUCCACUUCAACAGCAAUGCCUCAUUCUCAGAGCCAAACUGUUGUUGUCGAGAAUCCUAUGUCGGUUGAUGAAAGUGGCAAAUUGGUGAGCAAUGUUGUUGUUGGAGUGACUACAGAGAAGAAGUGAUCCGACUAAGUUCACAUUUGCCUUGUGGAAUACCAAUCCGUAGAUAUUAGUUCAAGAUUAUUGUGUCCUUCAGGAGUGAAAAUGGAUAUGGAGAUACAUUGUGCAUAUAAGAGUGAAAUUGGCAUUACAACAAUGCAGAUAAGUGGGGGUCUUAAAGAAAUCGAACUGAUUGAUUUGUAUUGAGAGGACAAGAAUGGGAAAUAGAUGACAUUUGUGGCGUUUGUGUGAUGUUAUAUCGGAUAAUUGUUUGCAGUAUAUGUGUUUCUAGUUGUACUCGUGAAGUCUUUGGCAAUUAGAUGAUGAUUUUGGAGAUGA